UGCUGCGGACGCUGAAAGAUGAGCUCCAUCUUUUGCAUUGGAAUUCGACCCGCUGGAGGACCCCGGGAAGGGUCGAAAGUCACCCUGUAGGGGCGAUGAGCAAGGAGGGGACCUCCUCUUGAUUGCAGCCCUUCCACUUGAUCCAAGGCAGCCCUUCAAACUGGUGGGGGAAAGACCGGCCAUAGCAAUAUGGCUCAUCACUAAGCUGCUGACAGCCGAACUCAAAAUUACUAUCAAGCACCUUUAAAGCAACGCGGAUGAAACUGGAAAGGAAAUGCCUUUUCUACACCCAGAGAUCUGACUUCCAUAUCUAUGUUCUGCUGGCAGUCUGUUUCCUCCUAACAGUUAUUUUCUUCAUUGCAGUUCUUUACAAAGUCACAACUCUUUCAUCAGAAAUGGACAAACUAAGUAACUUUAGGCAACAAAAAUAUUCCCUUGAUGACGCAUUGUUCCCUUGUGGCCCUAAUCACACACAAUGGCAGUACUUUCAUGGGAAAUGUUAUUUCUUCUCUCUGAAGAAGGCUACCUGGAGAUGGGCCAAUGAUCAAUGCAGGGACAAUCGUGCACAUCUGGUUGUCAUCGAUGAUAUGGCCGAACAGAUUUUCGUUCAGACACGAGCCAAGAAUGAGCGUUAUUGGAUAGGACUUACAGAUAUAGAAACAGAAGGAGAAUGGAAAUGGGUGGAUAGUACUAAUUACAGACUUGGCUUCACGUACUGGAAGCGAGGGGAACCUAAUAAUGAUCUGUCAAAUGAAGAUUGUGCACAUCUCUGGGGCAACGGAGAAUGGAACGAUGUUUACUGCACAUACUUAUGCUACUAUAUCUGUGAAAGAUAUAUGCCAAUGAUCUUCUAAAAGUCCUCACAGCACAGAAGAGCUGAGGGCCUAAUUGCCAAAUCCUGCAGAUUUUACCAGAGAUGUCUUAUAUCUCAUUUUUAAAGACAUUAAUGUUAUAAAUCCCAAAUGAUUAUUUACUAUUACUGCCAACUGCCAGGAUUUAGUUAUUUUGUAAUUCUGCAGCUAAAUCCAUGAAUUUCUUAGUCUGGCUUUUAAUAUAUUUUGAGACCUUAUGGGACGUGUACAUUCAAACAUCUCACAGUUCAUCUUCAUAUUUUAAAUAAUGUAAAUGGAUCCAGAGAUCCCACCAGUGGAGUCAUCUAGCAAAAUGUCAUCCCUUUUACUUAGCAUUCUAAUGGUGUUCUCUUCAUUUGGUUUGCUUUUUUUAAUGUAAAACUUGGAGAAAACAUG
Molecule: messenger RNA, 1247 nt
Organism: Crotalus tigris (Tiger rattlesnake)
Lineage: Eukaryota; Metazoa; Chordata; Lepidosauria; Squamata; Viperidae
Product: hepatic lectin-like
Exons: 6
Coding region: 258-854 (198 amino acids)
Source: RefSeq, a predicted model, not a curated record